Messenger RNA from Ceutorhynchus assimilis (cabbage seed weevil), 2766 nucleotides. NCBI's taxonomy places the organism in Eukaryota, Metazoa, Arthropoda, Insecta, Coleoptera, Curculionidae. The record is from the annotation of a GenBank genome assembly.
AAAUAAUUGCCUAUCGAGAAAUUAUCUGAUAAACGUUUCGUCAUAAUAAGUAUUGCAAUAAAUUAAAUUGAAUGAAUAGUGCAGUACAUAAUUGGUUCCAAGAGUAACAACUUGCUGGAAGUAUAGGUUGUUGUAGAGAUUCUUGACAAUUGAAUACUAACUUAAAAUUAUAUUUUAAAAUAGUUAAAUAAAGUGUAGACUGAUAAAAAAUGAGCGCCAGUCAAAAAAUAAAUCCAGAUUUAGCGAAAGAGAGGAAAAAGUGUUCUUUCAAUACUUCAGAGUUAACUCAUUUGUUGGAUGGGGGCCCGAGAAAAACACAAGAAAGAAAAGAAAGAGAAAGAUUCUUCCUUGAAGACCCUGAACUAAGAUCAAAAGUGCCCCUAGAAUAUUUAAGUCACAAAGAGAAAUAUGAAGAAGCUGUUCGGAAGGCCUGUUUACUUUUUAAAAAAGUCCAACAAUUACAGAACGAGGGAAAAGGAGGAAUGGAAAAUUUUCGCGAAAUUUUGGGAGGGCAAUUGGGUUCAGCUAUCUUGGGAGAUGGAAAUCCUUUAACUUUGCACUAUGUGAUGUUCAUCCCUACUUUAAUGGGACAAGGAACCUAUGAUCAGCAAGCUGAAUGGAUACAAAAAGCAUGGGAAUGUAGCAUUAUUGGAACAUAUGCCCAGACUGAAUUGGGCCAUGGAACAUUUAUUAGAGGACUUGAAACUACUGCUACAUAUGACCCUAAAACGGAAGAAUUUGUAUUAAACAGUCCUACGCUGACUUCUUACAAAUGGUGGCCAGGAGGAUUGGGCCAUUCUGCCAAUUAUGCUGUAGUAGUUGCACAAUUACACACCAAAGAAACUUGUCACGGGAUCCACUCAUUUGUGGUGCAGCUCAGAGACGAAGAGACGCACAUGCCCCUGCCAGGCAUCAACAUUGGAGAAAUCGGUUGCAAAUUGGGCAUGAAUAGUACUAACAACGGUUAUCUGGGGUUUGAAAAUGUUAGAAUCCCUAGGACUCAUAUGUUGAUGAAAAAUUACCAAGUUUUAUCUGAUGGUACCUAUGUGAGUUCUCCUAGUAGCAAACUAACCUAUGGAACAAUGAUAUUUGUUAGAGUAGUACUUGUACAAGAUGCAGCUACAUAUCUUAAGAAGGCCGCUAUCAUUGCCACAAGAUACAGUGCUGUUAGAAGACAAUGUCAAAUCAAACCAGAGGAUCCUGAGACACUAAUUCUAGAUUAUGUAACCCAACAGCACAAACUAUUUCCUAAUAUUGCCACAUGUUUUGCUUUCCAAUAUGCAGCAAACUGGCUUUGGGACAUUUACAAUGACAUAAACUCACAAAUGGAAUCUGGCAAAAUGGAUAAUUUACCAGAGCUUCACGCAACAGCUUGUGUUUUGAAAGCUGUAAGUACUGCAGAUGCUGCCUUAGGAGUGGAAACAUUGAGGCUGGCUUGCGGAGGACACGGAUACAUGACAGCAUCCAACUUACCCUCAACUUACGGACUUGUAACCGCUAUGUGUACUUAUGAAGGAGAAAAUACUGUACUUCUAUUGCAAAGUGCCAGAUUUUUAAUAAAAGUUUGGCAAAAUAAGAAGAAUUUAGGCAAUUUGCCCACUGUUAGAUAUCUUGAAACUGCUUCGCAUAAACAAAUUCCCUUCCAGAAGAGCGUUGAUUGGAUUAUAGCUGCUCUACAAAAAACUUCUGCAAGCAAAAUUGGACUAGCCAAUAAUCACAUCAAUGAUAGAAUAAGGAAGGGCCAAGCAGCCGAGGACGCAUGGAAUAAUACUUCUAUUGAAUUAGUUGAAGCUGCUGAUAUUCAUGGGCGCACAUUUAUAGUUCAGACAUUCUAUGAAACUGUGAAGAGGCUCGAUGUUUCUCCAGGACUCCGGACUGUUUUAAAUAAACUAGUUGAACUUUAUGCUGUUACACAAGCUUUGAAAUUAUCAGGACACCUUUUAAGAUUCAUAGAUAUUAAUGGACGUAACAUAGAAGCCCUGCAAGAAUGGCUUGAAGAGCUGCUAGCAGCAAUCAGGCCUGACGCAGUGGGCCUAGUCGACAGUUUUGACAUUCGCGACGAAGUUAUUGCUUCCGCAUUGGGUUCCUAUGAUGGAAACGUAUAUGAACGACUCUUUGAAGCCGCCCAACAGAGUCCCCUCAACGCCGAGCCAGUUAAUAAGUCAUUUAAUCAAUACCUAAAACCUUUCCUCAAAUCCCAUAUGUAAAAUACUCUAGUUAUAAGUUUUAAAAAAAAUUUAGUUGUAUUUUUUUUUCAAGGUUUUUGUUAUCAUUUACUUAUGUAUUGUUUAAUUGUUAGAGAAACUUUUUUAUGUAAGCAUAAUUUAAAUCUAGGUUGAAUUAUUGAGUCCAGUUUAAAGUAGGCUUUAUAUCAUAUACAUAUGGAAUUUGAAAUAUAUGGCAUGCAUUUACUCGACAGCUGAAUCUUUCCAAUUCACUAAGACAAAAGUGUAAAUAUUCAAAAAUAAAAUAAAUGUCUUGCUGAUUUGUACAUAUUAAAUCUAGUUAUUAUUAUCUCUUACAUUCCAAAGCACGUUACAAUCAUUAGAAGUAUGCACAAUUUUGCUUUUCUGUAGUAGUUGCAUAAGCGCAAUUAACAAAUUUUCAGAUUUAUAUGUACAAAUUUUAAUUCAACUGCACUAAGUUAUGUAGUUUGGUAGUUAUCUUUAUAUCCAUACUCUAUUACUCUAUGGAAAGUAUUUUGUAAUCCAUCCGCAUUCCACGCAUUUUAUUUUUAUAUGAAAAUAUAUAUAUAUUCUGUUAUAA